CCAGUCAUUUGCUCCUCAAAAUGGGUCUAGCAUCGCACAACUCUAUUACCGCUACCCUGGCGCAUGUUAGCCCUCUCCGCCGUUCAAACUUUGUCCGACUCCCGCUACUUUCGAAAGCUUUAUUCCAUAUUCUACACGGCCCGCCGCCUCCCGUCGCAGCCGUCGGAUCUUUGCUAACGCAUAUAUGGACGCCCUGUGGGACUCGAUCAACGUCCGGGACCUCCUCUCGGCCCGCGAUCUAUCCGACCCGACAUGCCCUCUCUCGGCGCCGGAUCUCCGCCUCCUCAUCCAGCGCCUGGAUUCCCAUUCCCUCCACAUCAAGUCCAAGGUGCAGUCCUACAUCGUCUCCCACCACGACCAAUUCGCCAACCUGUUCUCCCUCUGCAACGACGCCGUUUCACAGUCCGACCUCAUUUCUGCCGAUAUAUCAGAUCUGUUGCGGCUGACCUCCGACCGUCCGAUCGAAGUCGAGAUUAGGGACGCGGUCGAGGAGCUGACCGCAAAGACGAGGGAGGCGAGGACCAGUCGGGAGUUGUUGGAGCUGGCAAGGGUAAUCGUAGGAACGAGCGAGAGGCUGAAGGGCGCCAGGGAAGCCCUGCGGAAUGGACGGCUCAGGUUCGCCGCUGAGGAAGUGAGGGACUUGGAGAAGGCGCUGAGGGUUCGUGAUCGCUACGGUGACGUAGUUGAUCAGAGCGAGGGACAGACAGAGCCAGUGGUGUACGGAUUGUUAAAGAAGGAGUGGUCGGAUUGCUUUGAAGAGAUUCAAGAGGUGCUAAUGAAAUUCAUGGAAACUGCGGUGCGUUACGAGCGGGACACUAGUAGACUCAGAGUCCAAUAUCAAUUGAGCCUUCAAGAAAUUGAUGGGAUUGAGCUGCAAACAAUUAUUGAAGCCAUGGAUGUGGUUGGAAUUUUGGAUUAUGGACUUGCUAAAGUAGCAGAUUUGAUAAUUAAGUAUGUUGUCACUCCUGUGGUAAAUCAUGGAGUGCCAGUUUCAUUUGUGGAAGAGCUAACUCAAGACUCAAAAGAAAUGACUGAAGCAAUAUUGAACAUAUUACCAUCAGCCAAGAUUGAAAAUGUUGAAGGCGAGGCAAUCUAUUUGGGGAUUGUUCAGGUUGUUAAGUUUAUCUAUAAAUGCAUAUGCUUCGAAAAUGAUUCUUGGAUUCAAUCUUUUGGAAGAUUAACAUGGCCAAGGAUAUCAGAGCUUAUUAUUUGUAACUUUCUUUCCAAGGUUGUACCUGAAGAUGCUUCAAAACUCAGUAACUUUCAGAAGAUAAUUGAGAGUACGUCUCAGUUUGAGACUGCUUUAAAGGAAAUGAGGUUUAUUUCAGCAUCAGAUGAUAAGGACAAAAGGUUGACUAACUUUGCUGAAAAUGUUGAGGUUCACUUUGCUUCUAGGAAAAAGACAGAAAUCUUGGCAAAUGCUAGAAAAUUGCUUAUACAAUGUGACUUUGACGUUCCUCAAGAAUACACAAGGAAAGGUCCUGUAUUUAAGACUAAUGGAAUGGCUGUAAAUUCUUACGAACAAGUUGUUGACUUGCUUUUUCUGACUGGGAGGUGCGUGGUAUCUAAAGCAGCAACUCAACUAAUGAAGCUAGUGCAUCAGACGCUGAAGGAUGUUUGCUUGUCAUCCACCAGAGUUGCUCUGGAAUUCUAUCAUGCUGCUAGGGAUGCUAUACUUCUAUAUGAAGUUGUCAUUCCUGUGAAGCUAGAAAAACAGCUUGAUUCCAUCAAUCAGGUUGCUGUUCUCAUGCACAAUGAUUGUCUCUAUCUCUCACAAGAGAUACUUGGGCUUGCAUUUGAGUAUCGAUCAGACUUUCCAAGUUCUAUUAAGGAACACGCUGUAUUUGCGGAUAUUGCUCCACGAUUUCAUCUUAUGGCAGAAGAAAUACUGCAGAAGCAAAUUCAACUUAUUAUAUUUAAUUUAAAAGAGGCUGUAGAUGGUGCUAAUGGAUUCCAGAAUACCCAUCUGAAGCAACAAUUCGAAUUAGCAAAGUUUAGUGUAGAUCAGGUCAUUUUCAUUCUGGAGAAAGUACAUAUCAUAUGGGAGCCACUCUUACUGCCUUCAACUUACAAGAAAAGCAUGUGUAUGGUUUUAGAGUCAGUUUUUACUAGAAUUACGAGAGAUAUUCUCUUUUUAGAUGACAUAGCUGCAGAUGAAACGUUACAGCUUCAAAGACUGAUUCAUCUGAUGUUGGAUAAUCUAUCUUCUUUGUUUGAAUCCCUGACUGCUGUUGGGCAAAAGGAGAAGCCACAAGAGGAUUUAUUGCCCUCGGUUGAUAAUCUCAUACCAUCUUUAUGUAAAAUCCGUAAAUUGGCAGAACUAUUAGAUAUGCCUCUUAAAUCCAUUACCACUGCUUGGGAAAGUGGAGAGCUGGCGAGUUGUUCUUUUACAUCAUCAGAGGUGGAAGAUUUUAUCAAAUCCAUAUUUACAGAUUCACCUUUAAGAAGAGAAUGCUUAUGGAGGAUAGAAAAGUCCAGGUCUUAGAAGUUUUCACUCGAACUUCUCAGAAAUGUCUGCAAGUAAAGAAGAGUAAAUUAGUCUACUAACGGCCUCACGGCACCCUGGUGCUGCAGUUAGUGUUUCUCCAUAAGUUUAAGACAAUCCAAGGAACAGAAACAAAAGUUGUCCAAAAUUCCAAUUGAUACUAGUAGCAGAAAAGCAAAAGAAGUUGCUCUUCUUCAGUUUUUGUUUAUAGAGAUCAUUUUACUUGUACAGGAGAGGGAGAGGGAGAGAGAGAGAGAGAGAGAGAGAGAGAGAGAGUUUUGGGAGCUGCCAAAAACUACUACUUGAUGAAUGCUGUGUUUAUCGAAAUCUUGUUGGGUAUCAUUCGGGCAGCAGAUACUCGUUUUGGCCAAGAAGGGGGACGCCUGAUGGGCAGCUUGUGAAGCAGAAAGGAAACUCGGUUGCUACCAUAAGAAAAAAGAGCAGAACAAUGUGAUUGACUGGAGAACAUAUCCGUGACUACCUUCCUUGUCAAGUACCGAAGAUAAAAUCAUCCACAUGCUAAACUAAAACGGUUGUGGUAUGGACGGGUGAAGAGUGUAUCUGUGCUGAAGAAGAUGUUAAAGAAGGAUGGGGGCGAAGAGCUAGAAAGAGAGUGUGAGGGAAAAGGUAGGUGCAAAAGAUGCCCCCUUCCCUUUGAAAAUGACUGCCACUACUAAUGUGUAAUGUUAUCCCACUU
Messenger RNA from Juglans microcarpa x Juglans regia, 3182 nucleotides. Its product is annotated as centromere/kinetochore protein zw10 homolog. Lineage: Eukaryota; Viridiplantae; Streptophyta; Magnoliopsida; Fagales; Juglandaceae. Bases 185 to 2485 code for a protein of 766 amino acids. Gene Ontology annotation, biological process: mitotic spindle assembly checkpoint signaling; endoplasmic reticulum to Golgi vesicle-mediated transport; mitotic cell cycle. Gene Ontology annotation, cellular component: RZZ complex; nucleus; chromosome, centromeric region. The record is from RefSeq and is a predicted model, not a curated record. The transcript is spliced from 14 exons.